Molecule: messenger RNA, 1151 nt
Organism: Aphanomyces invadans
Lineage: Eukaryota; Oomycota; Saprolegniomycetes; Saprolegniales; Verrucalvaceae
Exons: 1
Coding region: 59-1066 (335 amino acids)
Molecular function (GO): protein heterodimerization activity
Source: RefSeq, a predicted model, not a curated record
CGGGUUUCUCGAUUUGGUGCACGCGCUCCUACCACCGCGCCAGCCAGAGGCCACCAUCAUGCACGUGUCGUACCUCUGUCGCAUGCUUGAGACCCGCGACGUCCAACGGUUCAUGUGCCGCGCUGGCAUUCAAGUCGGCACCGAUGCAGCUAUGAACAAAGUUCGACUGGCGUUUGCUGAGUUUCUGCGGGAUAUCCAGAAGUCAGCGAUUGCGAGCAUGGAAGCGGACCAGCGAUUGACUGUGUACGCCAAGGAUAUUGCUGCUGCCCUCAUUGUACAUCCUACUCGCACUAAGUUGUAUGGUUUUGACGAUGUUGUCGAGGAAUCGAUCGAUGACUGCGAUGAUGAUGCUUUCAGUGAUGACGAGAGCGAAGGUGGUGCUGGGGAUGACGAUGAAUCAUCUUCCAACGACGACAGUUGCUCCGAUGUUGAAAGUGGCGAAGAUCUUGCCACCGGGAACGAAGAUGUGUGUGACGAUCGGUCCUUUGGCGACGGCGAAUUUUCCGACGCGGAAGACACAAUCAAGCAUGCAGCUCAGUUCACCGACGAAGAUGCAUUGUGGGAUGCUUCCCACGUGGGUUUCGUGCGAUUAGAAUCGGAGAAGAUGCAACUUGCACUGUCGCGGGAGGUCUCGUCGCCGUACAUGGUGUCUCGUCAUGUCGUUCUGAAAAUGUGGAUAGCGUUGACUCCGUUGGCUAUCACGCGGCCAGCCUUGAGUGCAUUGCACAACGCCGUCGAGCAUGUCAUCUACCGCGAGCUCGUCGAUGGGAAACUUGGGAGUCAGUUUCUGUACACGGUCAUGGAGAGUAUCGUGGAAGAGCAAGCUGCAGAGACGGACCGGCUGGAGGCGGAACUUGUCGAAUGUCGUGCGUCGCUGGAUCAGGAACGAGCGGCGAGAAAGCGGGGGCGCGGUGGACUUCGCGAAGGGUCAAUUUACCGCGAGAACAUUCCAUUGCCGACUUCCCACCCAUCACCAUCGUCGCCACCUUUGAAAAAGACGUCUUCCAUGGUCAACCCAGACCUUCCAAGUGCCAAGAAGCAGCAGCUUGUCCACUUGACCAUCUAAUUUUGUAAGUUCAAACGAUUCUUUAUAGCUUAAACCAUAAACAUGUUGGGCUGGGUGUCUACGGCCGCGGCCGCAGCCUGCGCGA